AUGAGUCGAACGGAGUAUCCCAUGAUAUGCAAUGACUGCCUUCCAAAAGAGAAAUACAUAAAAAUGGUUCGGUGUCGGAAGGGAGCUGCGUGUAAGUUAUGUGAACGCCCGUUUGAUGUUUAUCGAUGGCAUAUGGCCGAUUCAAAUAGGCAGAAAAAGACUGAGAUCUGCUUAGACUGUGCAAAGACAAAGAAUUUGUGUCAGUGUUGUGUGAUGGAUUUGGAGUUUAAUAUUCCGUAUUAUGUCAGAGAUGCUGCACUCGCACAAGUUAAUGCCGAAGUGACAACAACAAGUGCUGUUGAUGCAAAGAAUACGCGGUGGAUGUUAGACUCUGCCAAAGAGCGACUAGCAAUCGAAGGGAAAAGUGAUUUUGACAAAAUUGAUCAAGAGAAGGCUGCUAACUUAUUAAUAAAGAAGCACAAUUAUCAAUCGAAUGUGCCAGGCAUGCCCAAACGUGAUGUUACUAAAAAGGAAGAUUCCAACCUGAAAGAGAAAGAAAAGAAUGAAACUAACAGUAAAGUUAAAAAGGCGUACGUCGAAAAGAAGCCAAAGAAACACCAAAGUUUUUUGAAGUAA
Molecule: messenger RNA, 576 nt
Organism: Entamoeba invadens IP1
Lineage: Eukaryota; Evosea; Mastigamoebida; Endamoebidae
Product: pre-mRNA-splicing factor SLT11, putative
Exons: 1
Coding region: 1-576 (191 amino acids)
Cellular component (GO): U2-type catalytic step 1 spliceosome; Prp19 complex; U2-type catalytic step 2 spliceosome
Molecular function (GO): pre-mRNA binding; U6 snRNA binding
Source: RefSeq, a predicted model, not a curated record